CGCGCCCUCCGUGCUGCGUCCCUCGCGCCGCUCCCGGGCCGGGGGCGGAUGGGCGGCCGCGGGCCGCGGGGCAGCAGUCGGGACGCGCGCGGGAGCCGGGGGCGGCGGCCGGGGCCUGGGCGGUCGGGCGGGGGCGCCCGGGGGCCUCGGAGCGUCGGGGCCGAGAGCGGUGCGGGCCGGGCGGGGCGCAGGCGGGCGGGCGGGUAGCGCCCCGCGUCCGAGCCCCGGGCCGGGCCCUGAGCGCGCGGGCUCCGCGCCGCCGCCGCGCCAUGGCGGAGACCAAGAUUAUCUACCACAUGGACGAGGAGGAGACGCCGUACCUGGUCAAGCUGCCCGUGGCCCCCGAGCGCGUCACGCUGGCCGACUUCAAGAACGUGCUCAGCAACCGGCCCGUGCACGCCUACAAAUUCUUCUUUAAGUCCAUGGACCAGGACUUCGGGGUGGUGAAGGAAGAGAUCUCUGAUGACAAUGCCAAGCUCCCCUGCUUCAACGGCCGCGUGGUCUCCUGGCUGGUCCUGGCUGAGGGUGCUCACUCGGAUGCGGGGUCCCAGGGCACGGACAGCCACACAGACCUGCCCCCGCCUCUUGAGCGGACAGGCGGCAUCGGGGACUCCCGGCCCCCCUCCUUCCACCCGAAUGUGGCCAGCAGCCGUGACGGGAUGGACAAUGAGACAGGCACGGAGUCCAUGGUCAGUCACCGGCGGGAGCGUGCCCGACGCCGGAACCGCGAGGAGGCCGCCCGGACCAAUGGGCACCCAAGGGGAGACCGACGGCGGGAUGUGGGGCUGCCCCCAGACAGCGCGUCCACCGCCCUGAGCAGCGAGCUUGAGUCCAGCAGCUUUGUGGACUCGGACGAGGAUGGCAGCACGAGCAGGCUCAGCAGCUCCACGGAGCAGAGCACCUCAUCCAGGCUCAUCCGGAAGCACAAACGCCGGCGGAGGAAGCAGCGCCUUCGGCAGGCGGACCGGGCCUCCUCCUUCAGCAGCAUAACCGACUCCACCAUGUCCCUCAACAUCGUCACUGUCACCCUCAACAUGGAGAGACAUCACUUUCUGGGCAUCAGCAUUGUGGGGCAGAGCAACGACCGUGGAGACGGCGGCAUCUACAUUGGCUCCAUCAUGAAGGGCGGCGCUGUGGCCGCUGACGGCCGCAUCGAGCCCGGCGACAUGUUGCUGCAGGUGAAUGACGUGAACUUUGAGAACAUGAGCAAUGACGAUGCCGUGCGGGUGCUGCGGGAGAUCGUUUCCCAGACGGGGCCCAUCAGCCUCACUGUGGCCAAGUGCUGGGACCCAACACCCCGAAGCUACUUCACCGUCCCACGGGCUGACCCGGUGCGGCCCAUCGACCCCGCCGCCUGGCUGUCCCACACGGCGGCACUGACAGGAGCCCUGCCCCGCUACGGUACGAGUCCCUGCUCCAGCGCCGUCACGCGCACCAGCUCCUCCUCACUAACCAGCUCCGUGCCUGGUGCUCCACAGCUGGAAGAGGCGCCGCUGACGGUGAAGAGUGACAUGAGCGCCGUCGUCCGGGUCAUGCAGCUGCCAGACUCGGGACUGGAGAUCCGCGACCGCAUGUGGCUCAAGAUCACCAUCGCCAAUGCCGUCAUCGGGGCGGACGUGGUGGACUGGCUGUACACGCACGUGGAGGGCUUCAAGGAGCGGCGGGAGGCCCGGAAGUACGCCAGCAGCUUGCUGAAGCACGGCUUCCUGCGGCACACGGUCAACAAGAUCACCUUCUCCGAGCAGUGCUACUACGUCUUCGGGGAUCUCUGCAGCAAUCUCGCCACCCUGAACCUCAACAGUGGCUCCAGUGGGGCUUCGGAUCAGGACACGCUGGCCCCGCUGCCCCACCCGGCUGCCCCCUGGCCUCUGGGUCAGGGCUACCCCUACCAGUACCCGGGGCCCCCACCCUGCUUCCCGCCUGCCUACCAGGACCCGGGCUUUAGCUAUGGCAGCGGCAGCACUGGGAGUCAGCAGAGUGAAGGGAGCAAGAGCAGUGGGUCCACCCGGAGCAGCCGCCGGGCCCCGGGCCGUGAGAAGGAGCGUCGGGCGGCGGGAGCUGGGGGCAGUGGCAGUGAAUCGGAUCACACGGCACCGAGUGGGGUGGGGAGCAGUUGGCGAGAGCGUCCGGCCGGCCAGCUCAGCCGUGGCAGCAGCCCACGCAGUCAGGCCUCGGCUACUGCCCCGGGGCUCCCCACACCCCACCCCACGACCAAGGCCUAUACAGUGGUGGGGGGGCCACCCGGGGGACCCCCUGUCCGGGAGCUGGCUGCCGUCCCCCCGGAAUUGACAGGCAGCCGCCAGUCCUUCCAGAAGGCUAUGGGGAACCCCUGCGAGUUCUUUGUGGACAUCAUGUGACUCAUGGCGCGUGCCCCAGCCCUGCCUGAGGUGGGGAGCUGGUGGUCCUGCCGCACGCAGAGCUCGCGUGGGCUUGCCUUCUUGGGGGCCAGGAUGGGAGGCAGGGUGGGGGGCAGGCUGGACCACCACCAUCUGCCCCUCAGCGAGAGCCUCAGGGACCUCCCAACCCCUUGUGUCUGGUGGUGAUCCCUCCUGGGAUGAGGAAGACCCCCUUGGGCUCUCGGCUGACCCCCACCUCCUGCACAGCUGUGCCCAGGCCCCCCAGGGUGGUCCACGCGGGGCAACCCCCUGCGGUGCACAGGCCCCCUGUCUGGAGUAGGGAUCUAAUUUAUUUAUUUAUUGCCUGGCCGGUGACUCGGGGGAGGAGGUGACCCUGUCAUCUGUCCCACCUGCCGCUGCCCCUUGGAGCAGCCCGCACCUUCUCCCCUCCCAUCCGGCAACAGUCGAGUCUGAAAGUACGUGGAGGACGGGACAGGAAGACGAGAGAGGGCUGGACAUCCUGCCCACCGUGUCCCAGCCAGGGCAGGGAGGGACCGUGGGCCACAGAGUCAAGGGGCCCCGAUGUGCACAGCUGCCACAGGGAGGGAGGUCUUGGGGAGAUGGGCAGUCAGGUGGCCCGUCCUUGGUGAGUGCACACACGGCGUGCACACAUCUCGGCCUGCACACACCGCGGCCUUCCUGGCUUCUCUGGCCCCCACGUGUCUGUGCUGUAGAUAUUGUAUCAAAGUCCCAGCGUCUAGAUGGUUAACAUAGAGCUGCUUCUGUGUAAAUGCUGCUUAUUUUAAACACUAAAAAGCGUUUAAUUUUAUGGGA
Gorilla gorilla gorilla (western lowland gorilla) is the source of this 3170-nucleotide messenger RNA. It is a transcript of the gene DVL1, whose product is annotated as dishevelled segment polarity protein 1. The transcript has 15 exons. The coding region runs from base 270 to 2357 and encodes 695 amino acids. Gene Ontology annotation, biological process: canonical Wnt signaling pathway; intracellular signal transduction. The record is from RefSeq and is a predicted model, not a curated record. Gene Ontology annotation, cellular component: cytosol. Gene Ontology annotation, molecular function: frizzled binding. Lineage: Eukaryota; Metazoa; Chordata; Mammalia; Primates; Hominidae.